UGCCUUUGAGCGGAGCUUUUGAGUUGUCCGAAAGUAACGGUGCAUCCGAGCGGCUGAAACGGGAAUCGACUGAAAGAACAGAAUAAAAAUGCAUUUGGGUCUUAUAAAUUGGUUGCUUCUGCCACUACUGGGCUUCGCACUCCUUGGCGGAAGGGCCGAAGAGUUGCUGGAACUGGCUUGCAUCACGGACGUUCAGUGCUCACAGUUCGAUCGGGGCCACUGCGUGGACAUGGCCUGCAUCUGCUCGGCACGUGACUCGGAGGAGCGCGUGGCCUGCCUUCCGCACGAGGAGAAGCUGACAAACAUCAUUGGCGGCCCCUGUCCCUGUCCACAACCAAAUGCCGAGUGUGAUUCCAAACGGGAUCAGUGCGUCUGCCACAUGGGGUAUGUGCCUAGCGCCGAUCGCAGGCGCUGCCUUCCCGAGGCGGUCCGUCAUGGUGGAGUAUGCGAAUCGUUGCGGCAAUGCCAGCUGGCGGACAAGUUCAGCAUGUGCUUGGAAGGUCAUUGCCAGUGCCGGUCCAACUUCGAGCUCCACGAGGGACGCUGCUUGGCUGUGCUACAAUCGAGCUGCCGGCUAAACACGGAUUGUGGCACCUGCGGCGCCUCCCUAUGCCUGCCGAAGGUGGAGAAGUGCGCCUGCGCAGAGAACUACGUCCACAACCGAAACAUGACCAAGUGCAUAACGGGCUCCAACUACGGCAGCAGCUGCGAUCACAGUGCACCCUGCCAGGUGACCCUUGGGGGCUCUGCCCAGUGCCAGGAUCAUCGCUGCACCUGUCGUGCCACUCAUUACCCCAAAAGGGUAGCCAACGCUGUGCCCAAGGAGAGCGACAUUGACGGAGAUAUCAUCAGCCACAAGGAUCGAAUCAGUUGUGAGCCCACCGUGCUCUUUGGAGCCUACUGUCGUCACCAUGGCGACUGCCGGAUGGAGCCUGUGGGGCAGGACAGUGCCCCCGUUGCCAUGGUGUGCCACUACGGCGAGUGCACCUGCAGUGACACCCACCGGCUGCAGGACAAUCAGUGCAUCCUGAUGGUGAAUAUGGGAGCAACACAUCAUGGCGCAGCACGCCUCCUCCCCCUAAGCUUCGCUUGCGCUUUACAAAUAUUCUUUUACUUUCUUUUUAGUAAACAAAUUUAUUGUUGAAUUUAUAUGAAAAAUAUAUAUAUAGCACGAUCGAA
Messenger RNA from Drosophila kikkawai, 1179 nucleotides. Its product is annotated as prion-like-(Q/N-rich) domain-bearing protein 25. The record is from RefSeq and is a predicted model, not a curated record. NCBI's taxonomy places the organism in Eukaryota, Metazoa, Arthropoda, Insecta, Diptera, Drosophilidae.